Molecule: messenger RNA, 441 nt
Organism: Maudiozyma saulgeensis
Lineage: Eukaryota; Fungi; Ascomycota; Saccharomycetes; Saccharomycetales; Saccharomycetaceae
Source: the annotation of a GenBank genome assembly
AUGAUAAAUGAAGGUUGUUUGAAAGAAUCCGAGUUUUUGGUAAAAGCAGCCGAAUUCUUCAAGAUUGCAAACGAAAAGAAGGUUACAGUUCACGUUACAGUAAAAAGAUUAAUAAAACUAGAUCCUGUUGAAGGAAAUCCAGAACUAGAUUCUACUAAGCUUCCCCUUUAUGAUGUUUCAAAAGUCUCAUCCAUAAAUAAACAAGUUGAAAAUAACUCAACAACAAAAUAUCCGUUAUUGAUAAGAAUAUGGUAUGGAUCCCAUACAAAGAAAACCAAAUGUUCUUCCAUUGUUGAUGCUUCUAAUUUAGAUAAAUUUUGGCAAGAUUACUCAAAUAUUGCCAAGAGUGGAAUGAAUGGUUUAAUUAAGAAGAAGAAGAAAAAAUCCAAGAAUUCUGCUUCCAAAGACAAGAAAAAGAAAUCUAAAAGAGUCACUAAAUGA